UAUUCAAGUCGAUUCGGGCAAUGAUUUUGUUGUCAUUCUAACUGNUGAUGGACUAGUAUAUCAAGCCAGUGGUGAUUCAGAUUGGCAAACAAAUAAUACUUUGCGAUUGAUCUCAACCGGUAAUGAUCGUUUUGAAAUGAUAGCAUGUGGAUUCAUUCAUUUGUUGUUGUUACGACAAGAUGGCAAUGUUUUCGCUUUGGGAAAUAAUGAUUUUUUUCAAUUGCCCGGUAAUUCAGAGUCAUCGUUUGAUACUCUCAUGAAUACUGGUUUGAAAAAUGUCAAAAUAAUAGCGUGUGGAUGGCGCCAUAGUCUUGCUCUCACCAAUAAUAAUCAAAUCUAUUCCUGGGGCAGGAAUGACAGUGGACAGUUAGGUCUAGGGGAUACAAAUGAACGAAAAAAACCCACACUUGUUUCAUUUCCUGAUGGUUCGAUUGAUUGUCCAAUCAAAAAUAUUGUAGCCGGCCAGCUUCAUUCAUUAUUUUUAUUUGAGGAUGGUCAGAUUUUCGGAUGUGGUUAUGGUCAACAUCCUAUUAAUGAUAACAAGCAAAAUGCAAAGGUGCCGACAAAAAUACCAAUUGAAAAUGUGCAAAGUGUGGCUUGUAAGAAUCUUCUCAAUUUUUCAUUGGCAUUGGAUCAGUCAUCACAUUAUCAUGCAUGGGGUUGGCUGGAUAAUAGAUUCUCGUUAUCACACAAAAAAUUGGAUGAUCAACCGGAAUCAUUUGCCGAAGCAUCAGCAAUGGUAAGGAAAUCACCAAUCACUUUUGGCCUAACAUCAACUGUCAAUGUGUUGGAAGUGAAUAAUCCGAUAUCAUUAAUUGGAUUAUUGAAUAAUCCGGAUAAUUAUGAUGUCGAGUUUGUUAUCGAUGAUAAACGUAUAUUGGCUUCAAAGUGUCACCUGAAAAUGGUAUCUGAAUAUUAUAGUCGAAUGUUUUCCAAUGAUUGGAAAGAAUAUAAA
Messenger RNA from Dermatophagoides pteronyssinus (European house dust mite), 955 nucleotides. RefSeq names its product ultraviolet-B receptor UVR8-like. The record is from RefSeq and is a predicted model, not a curated record. NCBI's taxonomy places the organism in Eukaryota, Metazoa, Arthropoda, Arachnida, Sarcoptiformes, Pyroglyphidae.